AUGGCAAAGCCUUCUCGCAAUGAAAUCCAUGUCGCCAUCAUUGGUGCCGGCAUUGGUGGCCUCGCUUUGGCCAUGGCUCUGCACAAAAAGGGCAUUUCUUUCACGCUUUAUGAGGAUGCAAAGGAAUAUUCGGCAGUAGGCGCUGGUAUUGGAUUCGCCCCUAAUGGGAUGCGGACGAUGGACCUUAUUGAGCCUGGUUUCCGACCGCUUUACGAGGCCAUUUGCGUAGGAAAUAAGGGCGAGAAAGCACAAGAUAUCUUCUUCGAGGGUAUGCUACUUGAAGAGGGUCUUGGUCGCGAUAAGCCAUGGUAUGGUCAUUCUGGAUGGGGUCACCCUGACUAUAUCCGCAAAUCUGCGCAUCGAAAGACACUCCUCGAUAUCAUGAACAGUUUCAUCCCCAUCGAGAACGUCAAGUUCAAUAAACGCCUCACGAAUAUCGAGCAGCGACCCGACGGUGUCACACUAUCAUUUCUAGAUGGGACAACAGCCGAGUGCUCAGUUCUUGCUGGUGCAGAUGGCAUCAAGAGUACCGUGAGGGCCCAUGUCCUUGAACAAUAUCCCAGCCAGAUCGCGCCCGUGUACGCAGGUGCUUACUGCUAUCGUGCUGUCAUUCCCAUGUCGGAAGCCUACGGGAUCCUUGGUGAUCUAACCGACGUUGCCAAGUUCUACUUCGGACCCAAGCGCAGCGCUGUUACCUAUCGCAUUACAGGAGGUGAUGAGUUCAACUAUCUCCUGUGCGUCGCCGAUUCCCCUGAUGGUUGGAAGCUCAAGGGCGCUGUUACAGAGACCAUCUCCCACGAAGCCAUGAUGGCCGACUUCGAGGGCCCAGGCGUUGACGAUCGCUUCCGACAACUCCUCGCCAAAGCCAAACCCGUCAAAUGGGGUUUCUUUCACCAUUUCCGCACAGCAUCAUACUACCGAGAUCGGGUAGCUCUAGUCGGCGACAGUGCCCACGCCUCGCUACCUUUCCAAGCCGCCGGAGCAGCCCAAGGCCUAGAAGAUGCCCUGGUCCUCUCCAACGUUCUCGCAGAAGUUGCCAAGAUUCCCGAGCGUGGUGCAGAGCUGGCACCCUUUAUCCAAGCAGGACUUUCUGCCUACGAUUCCGUGAGACGUCCUCGUGCACAGAAGCAAUUGGAGCAAGCCGCUGAAGUUGGCCGUAUGAUUUUCUUUCAACAUGAAGAGGCUGGUGAUGAUAUGGAUAAGAUUCUGCCUAGGCUGCAGCAGGGAAGGUUCAAUUGGUUGUGGUUUCAUGAUAUGAACGAUGAUGCACAGGAGGCUGUUAAGAGGAUGCAGAAGGAAAUUAGUGUAGGUGGGCCUUCUGUUGCUAGGAUAUGA
This is a messenger RNA of Fusarium odoratissimum NRRL 54006, 1335 nucleotides long. RefSeq names its product salicylate hydroxylase. Gene Ontology annotation, biological process: secondary metabolite biosynthetic process. The coding region runs from base 1 to 1335 and encodes 444 amino acids. The record is from RefSeq and is a predicted model, not a curated record. Gene Ontology annotation, molecular function: FAD binding. Lineage: Eukaryota; Fungi; Ascomycota; Sordariomycetes; Hypocreales; Nectriaceae. The transcript has 6 exons.